Molecule: messenger RNA, 1914 nt
Organism: Pochonia chlamydosporia 170
Lineage: Eukaryota; Fungi; Ascomycota; Sordariomycetes; Hypocreales; Clavicipitaceae
Product: nitrate assimilation regulatory protein nirA
Exons: 5
Coding region: 1-1914 (637 amino acids)
Biological process (GO): regulation of DNA-templated transcription
Molecular function (GO): DNA-binding transcription factor activity, RNA polymerase II-specific; zinc ion binding
Source: RefSeq, a predicted model, not a curated record
AUGGGAGAGACGAGUAAACGUACAGAGCGACGACUCCUGCCUGUGCCGGCAUCCAUGCUUAAGGCGGCGGAGGAUAGUCAAGAUGGCUCCGAAGAGCAGUCGCCCCCAUCAGGCUCACGGAAACAUGUCACUAAAUCAGCAUGUUUAGCUUGCCAAAAACGAAAAACAAAGUGUAGCGGAGAGCGCCCAACUUGCGCCAAGUGCGCCUCCCGAGGCGAUAGUUGUCAGUAUACCACAGAGCUGUUAGACGAGACGCGUGGCCAAGCCCUCAAGAGGAAACAUGAUGAGUUGCAGGCGUUGCAUUCCGCCUACAAGGACAUUUAUGAUUCACUGCAAGCCUCGUCACAUGAAGACGCCGAGGCAGUUCUCAAGAGAAUUCGGACCGGUGUAGACGCCCAAACCAUGCUCAACCAGAUAAAGGACGGCGAUAUUGCGACGCGGUCUUCUAUGGAUGAUGCUAACCCUGUGACGGCUUUAUCUUGUUUCCAGCAGCUGCGCUCGUGGAAGUUUUGUCCCCCUGGCUUGGGCGAAAAAAGACUUCUAGGUGAUUUGGAUGAGUCCACAAUCCUAACUCUUCCUCCGCGACCGCUUGACGCCUACAAGUCUCAAGCCCACGAGGAUAAAUGGACGCAAAUCGGGUGGACCAAAGCCCACAUACAUCACCUAAUGGACGCUGUAUUUACUUGGGACUAUCUGCCGUUUAGCCUGUUCUGCCAUGAUCUUUUCAUACGAGACUUCUACGAGAACUCAAAUCGGUUCUGCUCAUCGGCAUUAGUAUGCGCUGUACUCGCUCUCGCAUCCCGGGUAGUUAACGAAGAAAAGGACGACCUCAAGAUUCUUCCCUCUGGAUGGGUUGGAAGUAAAGCAUUCUUUGGAAAAGCCAAAGAUGCCUUGCAGACGGCUUCAUCUAGGAAUAUUGCAGACAUACAGGCAAUCGGAAUCAUCUCGCUCUACCAUCUUCGUUGUGGAGAGGAGGUUGAGGCGCUGGAGCACGCCGAGAUGUUUGUUAGCAGGAUGGACGAGCUUCGCAAGCACAGGGAGCUAAGGCGCAAGUCGGACGAGAAAUACACCCGAGUACGGGACGUUACUUACUGCGGUGCCGUGUCGUUAUAUCGGAUGCUGCUUCUGACAACUGGUAAACUUUUUAAUAUGCAAUCUCCUACGCCACAGGGAAAUUCACCUGUCGCAGAAACGCUAUAUUCUGCGACGGAAACCGGCGAUGAAAAGACUGGCCAGAAAUUAGCUUUCGCCGCGGGUUUAGGGAAUAAGUUGCUGCUCUCUGGGCUUCAGCUUAUUUCCACACGUGUUUUCGAGCUAACAGAAUUGGUCUACUACUUCGUUUUGUCGGCACAGUUCAACACCAAAGGUGCGUCCAGCGAGGCGAAGGCAUUCUACCGGAACUGCCUCGACUGGUAUGAGGAUUUCUUCAACUAUGCCGAAAACGACUGCGGUAGAACCCCGUUCCUUCUCUUUGCUCACAUAUACUAUCACUUCUGCCUCUUAUGCGCGUUUAGACCACUGGUCGGCGUUUAUACCGAGGAAGACGGCAUCCAACCACAUCGGAUAUGCAAGGAGGCGGCGCAAUCCGUUUUGGCACUGGUUCAAUCCUACGACGACCUCUUUUCCCUAAGGCGCGUGUCUGGCCUUAUGCCCUACUUCGUUUGCGCCUCCGGCCUCUUCGGCAUGACAAUGGAAACGGAUGGCAUGAGCAUGAACCCGGUGCAUUUGCGUCUGAAACAUCAUCCUCCAGGGAAUAGAGCAGCAGAUAGGUCGCGACCGUCCGAUAUAAACCUUGACAAUCUCUCCGCGACCUCGUCGUACAUCACCAUGUCGGCGACAGAUCAUGCGCGCCAGCUGCUGACGAGGAUGUCGUUGGCGCAUCCGGUGGCUCAAAUGGCCAGAAAUGAGCUUUGA